This is a messenger RNA of Lipotes vexillifer (Yangtze River dolphin), 906 nucleotides long. It is a transcript of the gene SUMF2, whose product is annotated as sulfatase modifying factor 2. Gene Ontology annotation, cellular component: endoplasmic reticulum. Bases 1 to 906 code for a protein of 301 amino acids. The record is from RefSeq and is a predicted model, not a curated record. The transcript is spliced from 9 exons. NCBI's taxonomy places the organism in Eukaryota, Metazoa, Chordata, Mammalia, Artiodactyla, Lipotidae.
AUGAGCACCUCGCUGUUGCCGCUGCUGACUCUGCUGUCCCUCCUCUCCGGCCCGUGGCUCGAACUAGGGAAUGGGCAGAUGACCAACAUGGUCCAGCUACCAGGUGGGAGAUUCCAGAUGGGAACAAAUUCACCAGAUGGCAGAGAUGGUGAAGGACCUGUCCGGGAGGUGACGGUAAAACCCUUUGCCAUCGACAUAUUUCCUGUCACCAACAAAGACUUCAGGGAGUUUGUCAGGGAGAAAAAGUACCAGACAGAGGCUGAGGUGUUUGGGUGGAGCUUUGUCUUCGAGGACCUUGUCUCUGAUGAGCUUAGAAACAAAGCAACCCAGAAAAUGCAGUCUCUCCUCUGGUGGCUUCCAGUGGAAAGGGCGUUCUGGAGGCAGCCUGCAGGUCCCGGCUCUGGCAUCCGAGAGAAACUGGAGCUCCCAGUGGUACACAUGAGCUGGAAUGAUGCCCGUGCCUACUGUGCUUGGCGGGGGAAACGGCUGCCCAUUGAAGAAGAGUGGGAGUUUGCUGCCCGAGGGGGCUUGAAGGGUCAGGUUUACCCCUGGGGAAACGAGUUCCAGCCAAACCGCACCAACCUGUGGCAGGGAAAGUUCCCCAAGGGCGACAAGGCUGAGGAUGGCUUCCACGGAGUCUCCCCGGUGAACGCUUUCCCCCCACAGAACAACUACGGGCUCUUUGACCUCGUGGGCAACGUGUGGGAGUGGACAGCGUCACCAUACCAGCCUGCCGACCAGGACAUGCGUGUCCUCCGGGGGGCGUCCUGGAUCGACACGGCGGACGGCUCUGCCAAUCACCGGGCCCGGGUCACCACCAGGAUGGGCAACACUCCAGAUUCAGCCUCAGACAACCUAGGCUUCCGCUGUGCUUCCAGUGCAGGCCGACCACCUGGGGAGCUGUGA